This is a messenger RNA of Dipodomys ordii (Ord's kangaroo rat), 629 nucleotides long. RefSeq names its product chromosome unknown open reading frame, human C19orf81 (gene CUNH19orf81). The coding region runs from base 15 to 629 and encodes 204 amino acids. The record is from RefSeq and is a predicted model, not a curated record. The transcript is spliced from 4 exons. NCBI's taxonomy places the organism in Eukaryota, Metazoa, Chordata, Mammalia, Rodentia, Heteromyidae.
UUUGGAGCUGAGAGAUGAAAACCCUAGAGCUGGCCUCUGUGCACAGUGCUGGGCUCAAAGCUGAGGAGGGUUUGGGGCUGAUGACACUGGGGUCUCUGUCCUCAGGAACUGUCCGUGUGGACCUGGAGACUCCGGAGGAGAUACAAGUUCGCAGCCUGGGCAGGCUCUUCAAAUCCUCGAAGCAGUACAUGAGGCAUGUCAUCGCAGAAUAUGAGGCACUGGACAGAGACCUCCCAUGCAUCCGCAAGUUCUCCACCCCUCCUGCCGCCCAGCCGCUCUGCCUGUGCAUGGAGACCUCAGAGGAUUUCACCCACCUGGAGGUGCUGCAGGCGCUGGAGGCCGAGUUACCCGGAGCCAUGGAGGGCGGGCGCGUGAACAGCAUCCGCUUUGAGAACAUGAACGUCAUCUGCGGGACCGCGGGCCGCCGGGACCGGUGGCUCAUCUCCGUCGCCGACUUCCAGACGCGCUCGCGCCUGCUGCGCUCGGGCCUCAGCCCCCGCGGGCUCGCGCACCAGCUGGUGCGCCACGACGACCUGCUGCUGGACGACUACCGCCUGCACCUGCGCCGCUCUCAGGUCCGACGGCGCAUGCUCGAGGCCCUGGGGGCGGACCCGACCGAGGAGGAUUGA